GCCACGAAGGAGCGCUAUCACCAUAAUGGCAAUGGAGCUCCAGUAGAACGACAUCGAUCCUUAGAAAUGGCGCCUCCACCGCUUCCACCACCUGUCCAAACGACACCAAUUCUGAAUCGUCUUUCAGCAUUCGAUUCGCCAACAACUUCAAGCGGUUGUUCCUCAUCCAUUUCUGCCGCGGCUCUUCACCAAAAACCACCCUUCCAGUCGUCCCCAAAUCACAAUAAUCGCCUUGGAAAUAUCACACCAGCUGCCUGUGCAAGUAAUGAAGGAUCUCUGUCUGAUAAAUCGAUGUCCGAAUGUCCGGAGAUAUCGAGAAAGCUUAACCAAGUGGUUGAUUUAGCCGAUCGUCUCCAAUUAAAUAAGCUUGUUGUGCGGAUAUUCCGACCGGAUAAGACAACUAAGGCGAUACUGAUAGAUCAACGAAUGACAGCCGGUGAAGUAGCCUCUAUGCUGAUUGAGAAAAACUUCCUGGAACCCUCUGUCAAGCUGUGCCUGGUGGAAAAAGUGCCUUCGCUCAAAGUCGGUGAGUGA
Molecule: messenger RNA, 534 nt
Organism: Rodentolepis nana
Lineage: Eukaryota; Metazoa; Platyhelminthes; Cestoda; Cyclophyllidea; Hymenolepididae
Source: the annotation of a GenBank genome assembly